Vicia villosa (hairy vetch) is the source of this 840-nucleotide messenger RNA. RefSeq lists its product as uncharacterized. The record is from RefSeq and is a predicted model, not a curated record. Lineage: Eukaryota; Viridiplantae; Streptophyta; Magnoliopsida; Fabales; Fabaceae. The transcript has 4 exons. Bases 1 to 840 code for a protein of 279 amino acids.
AUGAAGAAAGUCAUUCGUGAUAGAGACCGAGGCAUACUAUUAGAUGCGCAUUGGAGCGAAAGUGGCCUACUAAUUGAGCCUAACGGUUCAAAGAUUACAAGUUUUAUUGGUGCACUCGUAAGGAAUGCAAUUCCAAUUAUUUGUGAUGAUUGGAGAGAUACAAAUUUAAAAGAAGCUAAAGACAAACUUUGGAUUGAGAUACAGAGGAGUUUCAACAACGUGGAGGAUAAUAGAAGAAAAAUUUGUCUCAGAUUGGCCGAAAGACUACUAAGAGGGUUUAGGACUUUUUUAACUAGGAGAUAUCUUAUGGAUGCGAAGAAAAAUUUUGUUGAUGCAGAGUAUCCAAAAAGAUAUAGCAGUUUGAUUGCACCUGAAGAAUGGGUAACGUUUAAAGCAAAACGAAAAAACCCAAAAUUUCGGAGUAGAAGUGAAACAAAUCGGCAAAGAGCAUCAGGUCCCCCAUAUCCAUACAGAAAAGGGCGUAUGGGAUAUGGACGCUUAGAACAGUCUAUUUUAACAAGGGAGAGUAGUUCUGAAACAUCUGUUCUUCCACAUGUUUUGUGGAAGAAAGCCCGUGUGGGAAAGGAUGGAGUUGUCAAAGAAGAUGUUCAAAAAGUUUUUGAAAAAUGCGAGACUCUAUCUCAGUCUAUAUCUCCAGAUGAAGGCAAUGAUUGCAGGAGCAUACUUAGCCGCGCAUUAGAUAUUCCUGAAUAUUCUGGUCGGGUGAGGGAUAAGGGAUUUGGAAUCACUCCAACAUCCUUGAAGAUGAAAAAACAGAAGGCUCCUAUAGAGAACUGCAAGAAACCUUGUAUGCACUACAAGCUGAAGUCCGCGAAUUGA